AUGGCUUGGUUUGUAAUGCCUGUUGUUCUAAGAAAGAUGCACAAGUAUGCAUCAGAAGGUACUCUCAGGACACUCUGGAGACACUCUUCUAAGAAACAUGUGUCUUAUGAAACAAGCUUGUGGAGUGCACUGGAAGAUCCUGCAAAAUAUAUGAUCACAUUUAUGGCAUUUUCGCAGAUGGCUGCAGUUAUUGAACCAGGCAUUUCAGCUUAUCUUCCACAGGCAUACAAGGGGGCAUUUGCUGUAUCUUUUGUGUGGUUCCUUCACAGGUGGAAGACUAACUUCAUUGGACAUGCUAUGGCCAAACAAACUGCUACAGGAAUUGACCGUGAAAGAUUGUCAGCAUUUGAUAAGGUGUCAUCGCUAGGACUGAUGGCACUUGGAGUUAUAGCUCUUGCUGAAGCUUGUGGUGUACCUGUGCAGUCAAUAUUAACUGUUGGUGGUGUUGGAGGUUUUGCUACUGCUUUUGCGGCAAGAGAUAUCCUUGGUAACAUGCUGAGUGGAUUCUCUCUACAAUUUUCAAGGCCAGUCGUAGUUGGAGACUACAUCAAGGUCCCUGGUUAUUUAUCUAACGAACCUUUUGCACUCUAUUUUUUUUCUGGAACCAAAUUCACGUGA
Miscanthus lutarioriparius is the source of this 618-nucleotide messenger RNA. The record is from the annotation of a GenBank genome assembly. NCBI's taxonomy places the organism in Eukaryota, Viridiplantae, Streptophyta, Magnoliopsida, Poales, Poaceae.